This is a messenger RNA of Durusdinium trenchii, 1265 nucleotides long. The record is from the annotation of a GenBank genome assembly. NCBI's taxonomy places the organism in Eukaryota, Dinophyceae, Suessiales, Symbiodiniaceae.
AGGUGCAAACCAUGAGCAUCGAGCUGGCGCGAGAAAGAGGACGAGAAGAGGCUUUGUCGACCUCCGAAGCUGAGGUCGACCUCUCCACUGGGGAAGGGGAUCGAGAAGUCUUGAGAUCCACGGUGGGGGUGAUGCAGGAGGUCAUGCAGAUGUGCUUCAGAUUGGUCUCCAGCGAAUGUGGAGGAAGAUCUUUGGAAAAUAGCUUCCCCAAGAUCUUGCAAGAGCUCGCAGACGUGGGGCAAUGCUGUCAGCAACUGCAGCAGCAAUUGGCACACCAACAGCAAUUGGCCCACCAGCUCUCUUCUGCGGCCAGGUCCCAAAGAGAAAUUGAGAAUACUCAGAUGCUGGGUGGUCUUUUGAAAUGCUGUCGCGUUUUAUUCUUGAAUCCCCAUGCUGGGAAUGGUUAUCCCAUGUUAUCCCCCAGAAAAAGAUUCUGCGCUUCACCAACGCACCCAGGAUUGAUCAAAUGCAGUGGCCUGAGCGCAUGGAAUCCUUAGUGGGGUUGCAGCAGGACAUGCAGCUGGAGUACAAGACCGCGGCGGCCGAGCUCCUCCACCUCCGAGAGCAAUCCAACGAGUUGGCGCAGGCGCAUCGGAAGCUGGAAGCUGAGGAAGCAGACGCAUCGGCGAAGGAUACUUCCUGCUCCAAGUUGGCUGUCCAGCCUUUGCUUUCCAAUCCGGCGCUGGAGGCGCCGCUGCGACGCUUAGAGCAGCUCUGCAGCAAGGAACGCCACCUGCUGACCGCGGCCACCUUCGAGGCAGCCGACAGCAGACGCAGCUUUGACGAAGCCAGCUUCGCGGCCCAGGCGGCCAAGACCUUUGCUGUGGCGGUGAAGGGCUGGGCACAAGCUGCGGGAAAAGAGGCGCAACUGGCCAUGGAAAAUGCUGCUGCCUCGCAACUGGAGCUUGAAGCUGCUGCGGCGGCGCGGCACGGACGCGCACGGCAGCUCCUGGAGGAGCAACAAGCAGACGAGCUGCGAAGGGAGGAGGAAGAGGAGCACUUGGAAGCGCAGGAGUUGAGCAAGCGAAGCUCAGAGCUUUUGGAGCGCUCCAAGCUGCUCCAAGGGCUCCAAGAGGGCCUGGCAAGUGUGCACCUGGAAACCAAGGAGCUCCGCAGCCAAUCCGCGACGCUGGAGAUCCAUGCCGCUGAGCUUCGCAGGCGUGCGCAGGCCUUGGAGCCGCGCGAGGCUGGAGAUCCGAGCGUCGUGAUCCCAGAGGUGAUGCAGCAGCUGGAUGAGAGCUGGGCAAAACUGCAGACCGAAGAGG